AUGUCCCUUGUGUUUCAGAACAUUUGCCGACCUAGCCAUUCUUACGGAUCACAAACAAACUCACAUCAGACUGUACCUCUGCAACAUGUGCAUGAAAGGUUUCCGAGAUCUCCCAAGCCUCAGGGACCAUCAGCUUCUCACGUGUGGAGAACUCCAUCGACACCGCCACCAAGACCAUCAAGAGCUGGGGUCGGCGUCGCAACGGGGUCGGGGGGCCCUGCAGCAUCAGUGUUGUCAGUGUGGAAAGACGUUCUCCAAGAUAAAUUCGCUCAAGACCCACCAGAGAAUUCACACAGAGAGAAAGCUGUGUGUGUGCAGUAAAUGUGGGCAGGUGUUCAGGACGAGGCGAGAAUUCACAGACCAUCAGAAGAUCCACACGGGCGAAAAGCCAUUUCGGUGUCCUCAGUGCCGAGAGUCCUUUAUGUUUAAGGAGCAGUUGCAGACACACCUGAAGUCGCAUGAGGAAAAACGCUGUAAGUGUUUAGAAUGUGGUAAGGCUUUUAUGGACUCGCACAACUUGGAGAGACACCGGAUAAUCAGACACACUGGAGAAAGGCCUCAUAGGUGCAAAGAGUGCGGAAUGAGUUUCGGUGAAACGCAUAUCCUUGAACAACAUCUGAGGAUCCAUACUGGAGAAAAGCCGUUUCAGUGUAGCACGUGUGGGAAGUGCUUCAGACAUGGCAACAGUCUGGCGGCACAUCAGGUCAUCCAUUCGCCAAUAAAGCCACAUCGGUGCUCCCAGUGUGGGAAGGCAUUUAAGUGGAAGAUUUGCCUCAAGCUGCACGAAUCAAACCACGCUAAAGAAAAAUGGUAUCAGUGUACUAUAUGUGGAAAGAGUUUCAAGUACAUCUCACAUCUGGGCGUUCACCAGAGGUUCCAUAGGCGGGAAAGGCGACGUCAAUGUUCAUUAUGUGGAUUGAAAUGUAACUCUGUGUAUGAACUCAGGAGAUAGGAGCCACCCUGGAGUAGAACGUUAUCCUUGCCCAGUGUGUGAGAAAAGACUUUUAGUCACCUCACUGGUCAUCAGAAGAUCCAUCAGAAGAUCUGUACAGAUGGAACGUCGUAUCAGUGUUCUCUGUGUAGCAAUACUGACAGGUUUAGGCUUAAGUUAAGUGCAUCCAAUUCAUAAAUUGUUUGUUGAAGUGUAACUCGGAGUGAAAACAAACUAGGGUGUAAUCACGGUAGUUAACAACUUCAAACUUUACCUUUUAUUAAAAUCCCUUAAUUGGUGGCGUUUUGAGCAUUACCGUUUAUUUGUAUUAUCACUGAAUAGGCUUACAGUGAUGCUAACCGGUGCCCGUCGCUAUUUUAUACCCCUAACAAUGCUUUAAAUAUAAUAACACUUCUGUUGUGUGGUGAGGGUUUCUCCAGACAAACCAAAGUAUUGUAGACUUUGAAAGUGUACCGAGAGGUUAUAAUAAGACCCGUAUGGAAGAAAAUGCCUUUGGAAGAAAAUGGAAGAAAAUGCCUUCCUGGUCCAUACCUUCCUGAUUCAGUAUGAUACCGUAUCAUCAAAUACGCGGGCGUGUUCAACCUUGCUACGCUGUAAGAUCAAACAGUUACCAGUUACAGGUGUUACAACCUCUCUGUACAGUUUUGUAUGUUUCUUUUAACUGCAGAUCUUUUAUCAGCACAAAUGUAGCACGAAUUAUUGAGAUUACUUUGGGGAAAUUUGGACAAGUAUGGGGGGCUGAGUGACGUCCCUGGCCAGAAAAUGUGAAGUUUAAUUAGGCUAGGCCUACUUAAAACCCUUAACGGCACAAACGAUAUUUUUUACGGCACAAACCGGCACAAAUAGCAGGGUUUUGAAUAUCAUUUUGUAAUGACAUGGGGGGCCAGCUUGACGCAGACCUGUGACUUUUUUUUUUUCCAAGACUUGCCAAUGGAACAUUUAUUUAGUAUAACAAUAAUAAAGUCUGGUUAUUUAAAGGGAAACUGUAGUCUAAGAGCAACCUAGGGUCUUACAAUGUGUGACUUAUGAUGUGUUUUAACCUUAAACCAACUUUCUCUCUGUCACACGCACGCUAUUUGUUU
This is a messenger RNA of Alosa sapidissima (American shad), 2034 nucleotides long. Its product is annotated as gastrula zinc finger protein XlCGF7.1-like. Gene Ontology annotation, molecular function: RNA polymerase II transcription regulatory region sequence-specific DNA binding; DNA-binding transcription factor activity, RNA polymerase II-specific. Lineage: Eukaryota; Metazoa; Chordata; Actinopteri; Clupeiformes; Clupeidae. Gene Ontology annotation, biological process: regulation of transcription by RNA polymerase II. The record is from RefSeq and is a predicted model, not a curated record. The transcript has a single exon. The coding region runs from base 86 to 952 and encodes 288 amino acids. Gene Ontology annotation, cellular component: nucleus.